Cololabis saira (Pacific saury) is the source of this 1636-nucleotide messenger RNA. RefSeq names its product gonadotropin-releasing hormone II receptor-like. The coding region runs from base 302 to 1549 and encodes 415 amino acids. The transcript is spliced from 4 exons. Gene Ontology annotation, biological process: G protein-coupled receptor signaling pathway. Lineage: Eukaryota; Metazoa; Chordata; Actinopteri; Beloniformes; Belonidae. Gene Ontology annotation, cellular component: membrane. Gene Ontology annotation, molecular function: peptide binding; gonadotropin-releasing hormone receptor activity. The record is from RefSeq and is a predicted model, not a curated record.
GACCUGGACCUGGACCUGGACCCUGUUGGACCUGGACUGAUCCUAAACCUGGACUGAUCCUGAACCUGGACUGAUCCUGGACCUGGACCCUGUUGGACCUGGACCUGGACCUGGACCCUGUUGAUCCUGGACUGAUCCUGGACCUGGACCCUGUUGAUCCUGGACUGAACCUGGACCAAUCCAGGCAGAUUCUGGGGUUCUCCUGAGGGUCCUGGUCUGGAUCCGGGGUCCUGGUCUGGAUCCAGACUGAUGUGACACCAGGAGACCAAGGACCAUGAUCUGAGGAGGAAAUCAGAGCAGGAUGUCGGGUAACGUGUCAUCGCUGGCUCCGCCCCCCAGCUCCGUGGCCCCGCCCCCUCCCAACAUCUCCCAGCAUGCACCGCUCCCGGACUGGGACCCCCCCAGCUUCAACAUCUCCCAGCAUGCACCUCUCCCGGACUGGGACCCCCCCAGCUUCACCCGGGCCGCCCAGGUCCGGGUCGGCGCCACCGCCCUGCUCUUCCUGUUCGCCGCCGUCAGCAACGCCGCCCUAUUGGCCAGCGUGUGGAGGGGGCGUGGCCGGCGGCUGGCGUCGCACCUGCGGCCGCUGAUGCUGAGCCUGGCGGCGGCCGACCUGAUGAUGGCCCUGGUGGUGAUGCCGCUGGACGCGGCAUGGAACGUGACGGUGCAGUGGCGCGGCGGCGACGCCCUGUGCCGGUUGCUGAGCUUCCUGAAACUGCUGGCGCUGCAGGCGUCGGCCUCGGUGCUGGUCGUCAUCAGCCUGGACCGCCACCACGCCAUCCUGCACCCGCUGGACGCCCUGAGCGCCCACCGCCGCAACCGCCGCAUGCUGCUGGCGGCCUGGAGCGGGAGCCUGCUGCUGGCCGCGCCGCAGCUGUUCGUGUUCGGAACCAUCCGGCUGGAGGCGGCCGACUUUACCCAGUGCGCGUCUCAUGGCAGCUUCAGCCGCCGCUGGCAGGAAACCGUCUACAACAUGUUCCACUUCGUCACGCUGUACGUCGUCCCCCUGCUGGUGAUGAGCUGCUGCUACAGCCGCAUCCUGCUGCACAUCCACCGGCAGCACCUGCGGGACAAAGCAGGUGAGUCUCACCUGCGGCGCAGCGGCACCGACGUGAUCCCGAAGGCGCGUCUGAAGACGCUGAGGAUGACGGUGGUGAUCGUGCUGUCCUUCGCCGUGUGCUGGACGCCGUACUACCUGCUGGGGAUCUGGUACUGGUUCCAGCCCGACAUGCUGCGGGUCACGCCCGAGUCCGUCCACCACGCCCUGUUCGUGUUCGGCAACCUCAACACCUGCUGCGACCCCGUCAUCUACGGCUUCUACACGCCGUCCUUCCGGGCCGACCUGGCGGCCUGCUGCCGCCGCCGCCGCCACGGGGGGCCGGGCGACGCCUCGCCGCCGUCGGGGGCCCGGCAGGGGCCCCACAGCGACGCCUCGCCGCCGUCCCUGGACCGGCCGUCCCUGGACCGGCCGUCCCUGGACCGGCAGGGGCCCCAUAGUGAGGAGCACAAGCCUCCGCCGGGCGGCCGGGCCGGUGGGGACCCUCCCUGACCGACCAGGGACCCUCCCUGACCGACCAGGGGGUGGCCGGGCCGGCGGGGACCCUCCCUGACCGACCAGGGGGGCAGCCAGGCCGGC